Messenger RNA from Paramuricea clavata, 921 nucleotides. The record is from the annotation of a GenBank genome assembly. Lineage: Eukaryota; Metazoa; Cnidaria; Anthozoa; Malacalcyonacea; Plexauridae.
AGACUGUUUGCCAGUCUGAUCUUGGGCCCUCUUACGCACAUUAUAAACUCUUCCCUGCUGACAGGCGUGUUCCCUAACGAAUGGAAAUUAUCCGAAGUAACACCACUACAUAAAGAUGGUGAUAACGAAGUUGCCUCGAAUAACACUCUUAGAAAUAUUAUGUCAAAAGUUUGUGAGAGAGUCGCUCUAGAUCAGUUCAGCUCAUAUUUAACAACCAACCAUCGUUUAUCACCUCAUCAAAGCGGAAACAGGAAAGCCCACUCCACCGAGACUCUAAACAUUCUCGUAAGUGACACAAUGUUGGAAGCAAUCGAUAAAAAGAACGUAACGGCAGUAGUUUUAUUAGACAUGUCAAAAGCCUUUGACAGCGUCAGGGUAAGCCAUCCAAUUCUCCUUCAUAAAUUGAAAUGUGUCGGCGUUUUUUCGCAAGCUGUCGGAUGGUUUAAGAGCUAUUUGUCAGGUAGAAGACAAUAUGUACGUAUUGGAUCCACAGUAUCAUCCGUCCUUCCACUGUCUCAUGGCGUGCCACAGGGCACCAUCCUAUCACCAUUAUUGUUUUGUAUUUAUACAAAAUUAAUGACAUAUUCCAGCGAUCCCACUGUCAAGCAAUAUCGACUCCUACGUCGACGACUCAAAACUUUUUCUGACGUUCAGUAUGAAAGACACAAAACAAACAAUUAUCAAGUUGGAGUCGAUCUUCGCAGUGUAGCCAAGUGGUGUUUUGAACAUCAAUUGCUGAUUAACCCAAACAAAACUAAAUUCCUCCUUAUCGGUUCGAGACCCAUGUUACAGAAUUUACCUGCAAAUAUAUCUUUAAAUUUCUUGAAACAGACUAUGAAUCCUGUAACGUCGGCCAAAGAUCUGGGAACUACAUUUGACUCAAAUUUAUCAUAUAAUGAGCACAUUUCUAAUUUAACUUAA